Molecule: messenger RNA, 1532 nt
Organism: Nannospalax galili (Upper Galilee mountains blind mole rat)
Lineage: Eukaryota; Metazoa; Chordata; Mammalia; Rodentia; Spalacidae
Gene: Cpvl
Product: carboxypeptidase vitellogenic like
Exons: 13
Coding region: 1-1473 (490 amino acids)
Biological process (GO): proteolysis
Molecular function (GO): serine-type carboxypeptidase activity
Source: RefSeq, a predicted model, not a curated record
AUGCCAAAAAGAAAAGAAGAACCACAAGAAAUUGUUGGUGCCAUGUGGAAGGUUAUAUCAUUGAUCCUGAUGGCAGUCUGCCCUGGUGAUGGACUAUUUCACUCCUUGUACCGAAAUGCCAUGAUUUCUAAGCCAUUCAAGGGAGAUGCAGGGAAACCUUUAUUUCUUAGCCCUUAUAUCCAUGCUGGGAAGACUAAGGAGGGGAAAAAAAUGAGUGUUGUCAGCCCCUUCCCAGGAGCAGGAGUGGAUGUGAGGAGUUACUCAGGCUACCUCACGGUGAACAAGAGUUACAACAGCAACCUGUUCUUCUGGUUCUUCCCUGCUCGGAUACAGCGAGAGAAUGCCCCAGUAGUCCUCUGGCUUCAGGGUGGGCCUGGAGGUUCAUCCAUGUUUGGACUCUUUGUGGAACAUGGGCCUUAUGUUAUCGAAAAAAACAUGACUGUUCGCACCAGAGAAUUCCCUUGGACUGCUACCCUUUCCAUGCUUUACAUCGACAACCCGGUGGGCACCGGCUUCAGUUUCACAGAGAGUCCCCAGGGGUAUGCAAUCAGUGAGGAUGAUGUAGCACAAGAUUUGUACAGUGCAAUAGUUCAGUUUUUCCAGUUGUUUCCUGAGUAUGCAAAGAAUGACUUCUAUGCCACUGGGGAGUCUUAUGCAGGGAAAUACGUGCCAGCCAUAGCGCACUACAUUCACUCUCUGAACCCUGUGAGGCAGUUCAAGAUCCACCUGAAAGGAAUUGCCAUCGGAGACGGAUACUUUGACCCUGAAUCGAUGAUAGGAGGCUACGCAACAUUCCUGCACCAGAUUGGCUUGUUGGAUGAGAAGCAGCAGAAGUUCUUCCAGAAGCAGAGCAACAAGUGCAUAGAGCUCAUCAGGGGUCAGAACUGGAUAAAGGCCUUUGAAAUCCUGGAUAGACUGCUGGAUGGAGACUUGACAAGCGAUAUUUCUUUCUUCCAGAAUGUGACAGGAUGCACCAAUUACUACAACCUUUUACAGUGCAAGGAACCCAAGGACCAAGGUUACUAUGGGAAGUUUUUGUCACUCCCACAUGUGAGACAGGCCAUCCACGUGGGAAACCGGGCCUUCAGUGAUGGCGCUGAAGUUGAAAAGCACUUGCGGGAGGACAUGAUGCAGACAGUGAAGCCCUGGCUGACUGAGAUCAUGAAUAACGACUACAAGGUUCUGCUUUAUAACGGCCAACUGGACAUCAUUGUGGCAGCCACCUUGACAGAGCGCUCCUUGAUGGCCAUGAACUGGAAAAGAUCCCUGGAGUACACAAUGGCACAAAGAAAGAUUUGGAAGAUCUUCAAUUCUGAUAGUGAAGUGGCUGGCUAUGUGCGGGAAGUGGGUAACUUCUGCCAGGUAAUAGUUCGAGGUGGAGGACACAUUUUGCCUUAUGACCAGCCUCUGAGAACAUUUGACAUGAUCAAUCGAUUCAUUUAUGAAAGAGGAUGGGAUCCUUAUAAUUCAUAAACUUCCUGAAAAUUUUAAAAACUAAAAAUGUCAUAUAAAUAAGAACAUUGUCUUUUCAU